AUGCCAGAAUCGUUUUUAUCCUCACUGAACGAGGCAGACCUGACAGCGUUUGGAUUAGACACAUUGGAAGAUGAUUAUCAAAAAUACAUCCUAAAUCGCCGAUUGUGCACCGCAGACGUUGCAACGUGGAAAGAACUGGUGGGCUCGUUGGUUGCUCUGGGGUUUUCACCGACUGAUGUGGAACAAUUAAAGCUGUUGUUAGUCUCCAUAAUUCUUCUGAACUCCGUUCGAUUUUUGCCAGCAAGUCCAGCCCGGUCAGAUGUGCCCGUGAAUAAUCGUAUUCGGAUGCUAGCCUAUACUAACACAGAUUCACCAUCUACGAAGGAGAACACCCCGGCAGUGGAUAUGAAUGGUGCUACUGCCAUGAUACACCCGGAGGAUUUAGAGAAGGGUAAGUCUCAAUUUCUCGGAUGGGGUUGUAUUCAAAUUUUUAAACCCACUGAACCCAUUUUGCUGGAGGGCAUUAUGAGAAAAUUAUCUCUGUAG
Echinostoma caproni is the source of this 486-nucleotide messenger RNA. The record is from the annotation of a GenBank genome assembly. NCBI's taxonomy places the organism in Eukaryota, Metazoa, Platyhelminthes, Trematoda, Plagiorchiida, Echinostomatidae.